Gastrolobium bilobum is the source of this 366-nucleotide messenger RNA. RefSeq names its product nuclear transcription factor Y subunit C-2-like. The coding region runs from base 1 to 366 and encodes 121 amino acids. Gene Ontology annotation, molecular function: protein heterodimerization activity; DNA-binding transcription activator activity, RNA polymerase II-specific. NCBI's taxonomy places the organism in Eukaryota, Viridiplantae, Streptophyta, Magnoliopsida, Fabales, Fabaceae. Gene Ontology annotation, biological process: regulation of DNA-templated transcription. The transcript has a single exon. Gene Ontology annotation, cellular component: nucleus. The record is from RefSeq and is a predicted model, not a curated record.
AUGAGACAAGCUGGUGCAUAUUCAGGGUUACUAUGUGGUGGCAUAUCAGGAAGGACAGGGCCUCAUUCUCUUCCCUUAGCAAGGAUCAAGAAGAUCAUGAAGAAAUCUGGGGAGGAUGUGAAAAUGAUAUCAGGGGAAGCUCCCAUUGUUUUCUCAAAGGCUUGUGAACUCUUCAUUGAGGAGCUUACAAGAAGGUCUUGGAUCAUGGUCAUCCAAGGCAAAAGGAGAACCUUGCACAAAGAGGAUGUGGCCUCUGCUGUUAUGACCACUGAUAUCUUUGACUUUUUGAUCACUUUGGUUUCUAAUUCUGGAAAACCUGUAGUUGGUGCUGCGGCCACUGUCAUGGAAAAUGAAACUUUGGAAUAA